AGAGAGAGGAGAGAGAGAGAGAGAGAGAGAGAACAUUAGUUCAGUACUUUGGGGGUUUUAUCAAACAGUUUUGAGUCCAUAUUAGUCCACAUCCUGGUCCUGGUCCUGGUCCUGGUCCUGGUCCUGGUCCUGGUCCUGCGCAGCUCCUCCCUCUAGUUGUUUUGUAAGAGCCGAGACAGAAAGUGAAAGUGUGAAAAUCAGGUGAAGGAGUGAGAGACGGCGGAGUGAAACCCUGAGAGACCAGGACCAGACAGGGCCAGAACCACACCAGAACCUCAGAGUCAGACCAGAACCUCAGAGUCAGUCCAGAGCCAGGGGACCGGACCAGAACCAGAGGACCGGAGGACCGGAGGACCGGAGCAGAGCCAGAGCCGGAGCCAUGCCGGACCCGCGGGUCUGCCUGGAGGCCCUGUCGGCGCUGUCGGGCUGCCGGGUGGAGUCCACCCCGGGCCGGUCCCAGAUCCAGCCCCAGGACCUGGUCAACAUCGUGGCGCUGCGGGAGUUCUACAAGCAGGAGGGGCUGCAGGAGCUGGACUACCCCAGCAUCGGGACCAUGUCCCUGCAGGACCCGGACCCGGACGAGCCCGACCUGUACGGCCCGGCCCCGUCUCUGACCGCCGGACCCGAUCCCGGACCCGGACCGGGACCCGCACUGGCAGACCGGAAACCGGUGAAGCUGAACCCGGAGGACUUCUUCCACCCCCAGUACGACUACGACUUCACCCGGAUCCAGGACGGGGACCGGCGGUUCCUGCGGGGGAACGAGCAGUACGUGCGUCCCUGCGGGUGGGACCGGGCGGCGCUGCGCGUGACGCAGCGCUACGCGGACGGGGACGGCUGGCUGGGGACGGGCCGGGACGCCUGGCCCGUCUCCUACCAAGGCCACGGCAUGGACGGGUCCAUCAUCCUGGUGCGGGGCGGCGAGCCGGAGGACGAGCCCGGGUACCUGGAGGCCGCCGCCGCCCGCCUGACGGAGCGCCGGACGCAGGGCCGCGGCGUCUACUCCACCCCCGACGUCCGGCUGGCCGAGAAGUUCUGCAAGACCUUCCGGUCCCAGGUGGACGGCAAGAAGUACAAGGUCCUGCUGCAGAACCGCAUCAACCCCGAGACCCGGUCCCAGUGCCAGAGGGAGGACGUGUGGGUGGUCUACAUCCAAGAGGGCCUGAACGACGUCCAGACCCGGGCCCUGGUGGAGGACGCCAUCCGGCCCUACGGACUGCUGCUCAAGGAGGCCUGACGGGGGACGGGGGACGGGGCGGGGGGGCUGGGGGGACUGGGGGGACUGGGGGGGACUGGGGCUUGGCAGGGCCCCAUCAGGAGGACAGAGUCUUGGUUCUGUGGACUGGAUUUGGAAUGAAAGUGGUUCCAUCAGAAGUUUCUCUUUGGUGCCAAACAGACCGAUGACUUCCUGUCAGAUCAGUAGUACUUCCUGUCUUUACUGCUGACCCGUGAAUUAUUAUUCACUUAUGAAACACACACACACACACACGCACACACACACACACACACACACAGUUGGUGAAUGUUUCUGUCUGAUAUUGAUGUAAACUGAUUUUAGUUUGUUUCUGGGUGAAAAGCUGUGAACUGGUUCUCCUGGUCUUGGACCAGGUUCUGGUUCUCCUGGUCUUGGACCAGGUUCUGGUUCUCCUGGUCUUGGACCAGGUUCUGGUUCUCCUGGUCUUGGACCAGGUUCUGGUUCUCCUGGUCUUGGACCAGGUCCCGGUUCUCCUGGUCUUGGACCAGGUUCCGGUUCUCCUGGUCUUGGACCAGGUUCUGGUUCUCCGUGAGAACGUGGCUCAGUAUCGGGACUCUGCUGUGGAAUAAAGACUAAAGACCUCC
Salarias fasciatus (jewelled blenny) is the source of this 1839-nucleotide messenger RNA. RefSeq lists its product as uncharacterized. The coding region runs from base 380 to 1237 and encodes 285 amino acids. The transcript is spliced from 2 exons. The record is from RefSeq and is a predicted model, not a curated record. NCBI's taxonomy places the organism in Eukaryota, Metazoa, Chordata, Actinopteri, Blenniiformes, Blenniidae.